AUGUCGUGGCGAGCAUCGUCGUUUGCGCUUGCGAUGGCAUACUUGCUGGGCCUGGUGUAUUCGGGUGCAGCCAAUGCGGUGGUGCAGGACCCGAUGGAGGCGCACGCCCAAAGCUUCGGCUGGCUUGCCAUCCGCAACUUCACCUUCUGCAUGUCCCGACAUCCCGAUCCGCCCAACAAGCCGUUGGGGAUCCAACCCACUGGAACCACACUCAGCACUUCGGACCGCAGAAAGCCAAGGACUACGGGGAUGGGUGAUAGCGUGGUGGUGCUCUACCAUCCUGAGCAGCCACAGCAGCCAAUCGCGUGGUGCAACACACUCGUCGCCUUUACGAGCACAAAACACAUGAAGUGCCACACGGCCCUGCCCACUUGCCAGCGCUGCGAUGCGGUUCGAUCCGGACAGGAGGGAGGCAAAAAUGGCCAGCCUGCCCAAGCGGCACCUCCAGCGGGUGCACAGGCUGCAGGGCAAAGCGCAGGCCAAGGUAAAGCUCAAGACUCGAAGCCUGCUAACCAGCCCGAAUCUGACCAAGGCAUCCCUCGACGUAGGCUUGAUCCGCCCGCAACGCAAGACCAGGACGACAAGGGCCUGGUCUCCCUCACCCGGCGUGGCGAAACCACCUCCUCCCAACCAGGCAAGGACCCCACAUCCCAGCCGCAGGACAAGACAGCGCGAUCCUUUGGCACUCCAAGCUCUUCGUCAAGUCAGGACUUCCUCGCCGACGCUACGCUGCAAGAAGCGAUUCACGAGUUCCAAGACUUUUGCGAAAACAAGUUGACCCUCGCGGUUCGGGCCGACUGUCCUCUACACGUCGUUCGCGGCUGGUUGGACGAGCCACCCUUCGACCUACACCGAUUCUGCUCGUCGCAGCAAGGCAAUGUAUGGGUUCAUCAUGGCCCUCGCCACCGCGAUUCUAAUGCCGAUGCUAGUGCCCAGAGCAAGGACGACCAGGGCAAGGGUUCGACCAAGCAGCCCGAACCAGUCACGGGUGAAGCGCGCAGUAGGAACGUCGACCCGCACUAUGAACGUGGCGCCUUCGAUCCCAAUGAUCCCAUCGUACCCUGGCCCGAGGACAAAGGCUCUUGA
Molecule: messenger RNA, 1086 nt
Organism: Moesziomyces antarcticus
Lineage: Eukaryota; Fungi; Basidiomycota; Ustilaginomycetes; Ustilaginales; Ustilaginaceae
Exons: 1
Coding region: 1-1086 (361 amino acids)
Source: RefSeq, a predicted model, not a curated record